GUGGUUACACUUCAAUUGAAUUAGACACGUCACAUGGUCGGAAAUCGGUGGAGGCGGACUGGAUCACCCGGAUGAGACGCGUCGAGCCCCUUCCAGGCGCUGAUCCUCUCCCUGAGCAGACCGUCAUGGAUUUUAUGACAGAUCAAGACGUGCAAAAGUACUUUGAGGACGGGUACGUGGUUCUGGACGGGCUGCUGACGCCCCAGGAGUGCGACGAGCUGAGGCAGAGGAUGGUGGAGAUAGUGGACCGGAUGGACGUCCCAGAGCACUGCCGCAUCACCUUCUCUACCUACCACGACGAGCAGCUCAGCGAACAGGGAAACGCCGAUUAUUUCAUCACCAGCGGAGAUAAGAUUAGAUUUUUCUUCGAAAAAGGUGUUUUUGGUGACAAAGGGGAGUUCAUUGUACCAAAGCACCGGUCGCUGAAUAAAGUUGGUCACGCACUGCAUGCGUACGAGCCGCUGUACAAGAAGGCCACUCAUUCACCCAGAGUUCAGGGCAUAGCUAAGAAGCUGGGCCUGGUGCAUCCUGUGAUUCUGCAGAGCAUGUACAUUUUUAAGCAACCAGGGAUUGGUGGAGAAGUGACGCCUCACCAAGACGCCACCUUUCUGUACACGGAGCCCCUGGGCAGAGUUCUGGGGCUGUGGAUUGCUCUGGAAGAUGCAACUGUCAACAAUGGCUGCCUGUGGUUCAUCCCGGGGUCUCACAGAAGUGGGAUUUCUCGGCGUAUGGUGCGCACCCCGAAGGGCACCUUUCCCCUGACGGACUUCGUGGGUCGAGAGCGGGACCACGACGCGGAGAGGUUCGUCGCUGCUCCGGUCAAAAAAGGUGGCGCCGUCCUGAUCCACGGGGAGGUGGUGCACCGCAGCGCCGAGAACACGUCAGAGGACUCGCGGCACGUCUACGCCUUCCACCUCAUGGAGUCCCAGGACACCAUCUGGAGCCCUGGCAACUGGUUGCAACCCACGGAGGAGCUCCCUUUCCCGCCUCUUUACACUAAAUGACUUCAUGAAAGACGUGAUGCUUUUCUUCCAGCAGAACAAAUGUGAAUUUUAACCAUAGCAAAUGUGCUGCACUUCGAUGCGGCUUGUUUUAAAUCUUGUGACACUGUUUCUCUGAGCCACAAGAUUAACGUGUAGCCUGCUGCAAUAGGCUAACCCACAUUUUUGACCUUUAGUGACCAAAGACAUUCAACAAUGCAACAGAUAUUCUGAUGUACUUUUAAUCAUCACCAACCAGCAUUAUUCUAAUCAUUCUGUUAAAGUAGGUUUAAAACGAGUCCUGUUUUUACACAAGCACAGUAAUAUUGUAAGACUAAAAGCAAAUGAAGACAACUCUCUUUUUUAACCUGUUUAUGACUUUUCACUUACAACAUUCAAAAUGUUCAUUGUCAAAAUGAACGGAGAAGGCAGAGAGCACCACUCACAGAUUCACACAGGUCCCAUGUCCAAGAAGGUGAGCUUUAAAGAAACCCACUCAAACUAGGAGGCUUGUUACUUAUCCUGUUCUCCUCUGAUGCACAUGCAAUGUUACAUUUAUAAAAAUGUACUGUAGGAGUGAUGCGAGGGGAAAACAAUGGACGUAUAAGAUCAUGCUAAUAAACUGUCAUCACAACAUA
This is a messenger RNA of Betta splendens (Siamese fighting fish), 1618 nucleotides long. It is a transcript of the gene phyhd1, whose product is annotated as phytanoyl-CoA dioxygenase domain containing 1. Lineage: Eukaryota; Metazoa; Chordata; Actinopteri; Anabantiformes; Osphronemidae. The coding region runs from base 72 to 1004 and encodes 310 amino acids. The record is from RefSeq and is a predicted model, not a curated record. The transcript is spliced from 11 exons.